AUGCAUCUAUCCUUGCCCAAAUCGAUAUUUGUUCUAUUCUCCGCCCUACCCCUGGCAUGGGCCGCUCCAGCAUGUAGCCUGGUGCCUCCGCCAAAGGCCUCUGCAGUCAGCCAUGCCUCAACUGUUAACAACGUCCCUGAAGAAGUCCUCGCUACCGCCUGGUAUCCUGGCUGGCUCGGAGACAAGUUCCCUCCAAGCAAGAUUUCUUGGGAUAAAUUCAACGCCAUGACCUUUGCCUUUGCGGUGACUACUCCCGAUCCGUCUGUUAUAUCUCUAGACGAUGUUAGCAAGAAGACUCUUCCAGAGAUGGUCAGCGCCGCGCGUGCGCAGGGUGUCAGCCCAUCUCUAUCUAUUGGUGGAUGGACCGGUUCCAUUUACUUCUCGAGCGCGGUGGCCACACCCCAGAAUCGCUCGGCCUUUGUGAAAGCAGUUGUUGGUUUGGCAAAUACAUACCAACUCGACGGUAUCGAUUUCGACUGGGAGUAUCCCAACAAGCAGGGGAUUGGUUGCAACAUUAUAUCGCCAGAUGACUCCGCCAACUUUCUUUCUUUCCUACAAGAGCUACGCAAAGAUCCCGUUGGCUCCAAUCUCACGAUCUCUGCAGCUGUGGGCUUGACUCCGUUCAUGGGACCCACUGCCCCCAUGACCGAUGUCUCCCCCUUUGCUGAUGUCCUAGAUCACAUCGCCAUCAUGGCGUACGAUAUCUGGGGCUCGUGGUCGAACACGGUCGGACCCAACGCUCCACUGGACGAUUCUUGCGCCCCCACUCAAGCCGGCUCAGCGACUUCAGCAGUCAAGGCAUGGACGGCGGCUGGCUUCCCUGCCAACAAGAUCGCGUUGGGCAUCGCAGCGUAUGGCCACAGCUUCCACGUCCAAGCCAACGCGGCUCUCGACGGAUCGGGUGGAAUCCAAGUGUCGUCGGCGUUCGAUAAAGGCCAGCAACCUAAGGGUGACUCGUGGGAUACGGCCGACGGGACUACUGUUGACCAGUGUGGAAACCCGGAAGCUACGAGUGGAGUGUUUAACUUUUGGGGCUUGGUAGAAGGUGGAUUUUUGAAUAAUAAUGGAACUGCGGCUAGUGGUAUCGACUACCGCUUUGAUAACUGCAGUCAAACGCCAUUCGUAUAUAACCCUGCUACGCAAGUCAUGGUGGCUUAUGACGACGCGACAUCGUUCGCUGCCAAAGGCAAAUUCAUCAACGAUCAAGGUCUUAAAGGUUUUGCCUUGUGGAAUGCUGCCGGCGAUUUCAACGACAUUCUCCUCACUUCAAUCAGCGACGCCAUGGGAAUCGAGACAGAAUGCUGA
Messenger RNA from Pleurotus ostreatus (oyster mushroom), 1305 nucleotides. RefSeq lists its product as uncharacterized. The transcript has 7 exons. Gene Ontology annotation, molecular function: chitinase activity; chitin binding. Lineage: Eukaryota; Fungi; Basidiomycota; Agaricomycetes; Agaricales; Pleurotaceae. Gene Ontology annotation, biological process: chitin catabolic process; carbohydrate metabolic process. Gene Ontology annotation, cellular component: extracellular region. The coding region runs from base 1 to 1305 and encodes 434 amino acids. The record is from RefSeq and is a predicted model, not a curated record.